This is a messenger RNA of Oncorhynchus kisutch (coho salmon), 3533 nucleotides long. RefSeq names its product cysteine-rich PDZ-binding protein-like. Lineage: Eukaryota; Metazoa; Chordata; Actinopteri; Salmoniformes; Salmonidae. The record is from RefSeq and is a predicted model, not a curated record. Gene Ontology annotation, molecular function: microtubule binding; PDZ domain binding. Gene Ontology annotation, biological process: cytoplasmic microtubule organization. The coding region runs from base 113 to 436 and encodes 107 amino acids. Gene Ontology annotation, cellular component: dendrite. The transcript has 5 exons.
GAGGUCCCAGAUGUUGAAAACGGAAACAGGAAGUUUACAACUGACUAGCUACACAUUUAGGUCCAGUUUAUUAGUGGUGUUAGCAAAAAGUGUUGUACACAACAAAUAAACUAUGGUUUGCGACAAUUGUGAGAAGAAGCUGGGCAGGGUGAUAACUCCAGACACCUGGAAGGAUGGAGCAAGGAACACUACAGAGAGCGGUGGGCGGAAGCUGAAUGAGAACAAGGCUCUGACAUCUAAGAAGGCUAGGUUUGAUCCUUAUGGGAAGCCAGGAAAAUCAGGAAAGUCGGGCUUUGGCAUCUGCCGAAUCUGCAAGAGCUCUGUUCACCAAUCAGGAUCUCACUACUGCCAGGGCUGUGCCUACAAGAAAGGGAUCUGUGCCAUGUGUGGGAAGAAGGUUCUGGACACCAAGAACUACAAGCAGACCUCCGUCUGAUAGUCUUCUGACAGGCCACCAGUAUAACCAGAGAAAGAAGGGGAGGAGUGAGAAAGAAAAGGAGAGAAAGGGGAAGGAAGGUGGGCACAAGAAAUGACCGCUUUAUUUUGUAGCAGGCUUGCUUUGACCCCGUCUAAAUCUCUCGUAGCAGAGAUACAGUCAAAGGGUUCUUACUCUUUCCAGCUCUCUCUCGUGCGUGUGUGCGUGUGUGUGUGUGUGUGUGUGUGUGUGUGUGUGUGUGUGUGUGUGUGUGUGUGUGUGUGUGUGUGUGUGUGUGUGUGUGUGUGUGUGUGUGUGUGUGUGUGAUGGAGCCCUCCCUAUUGUACAGAUCCUAUAACCCUCCGCAAUAAGUGGCCAGUACUGUUCCACACACCAAAUCCGAGACUACUUUUAGUUUUUUAUACCUGGACAGAUGGUUUCUCUCCAGUCGUGUCAAACCUGCUCUGAUACAGGAGUUUCCUUUUAUCAAUUCAUUGGAAAUUAUAUCAAGUGUCAUGUUUUUGAGUGUAUUAAUAUAAUACAUAUGUAAUGGCAAUUAAAUUAUUAUUCAUCAACUUUGUUUUGUCUCAGACCAAAACAUUCUAACAAAUGUCUGUUUGUUGUACAUGGUCUUAUUCAAUAGGCUUGAAGACAAGUCACGACCCUGUUCUCUGUAUCGCUCGGUCACCUGUACACGCUGCAGUGAUUGGUUUACAACCUCUGACAUCAUCAUGAUGUGACACGGCAUGCUGUAACUUCCUGUGUGACCCAGGAUUCAGGUUAGAUGCCGUGUUCACGUGCUAGUCGGAGCUUGGAAACUCUGAAAUGUUCGACUUGCUAACUGGUUGAACGUGGCACGUGUACAAUGGCACGUGUACAACUUCAACCAGUUAGCAAGUCUGAAAUGUCAGAGUUCUGACUAGCAUGUGAACGCGGCAGGAGAACAGAGGUUGGCUGAGUCAUUGCAGCUGCCCACUGACAUUUAAAGGCACCGUCUCCCCUCAGGCUCUACCCCAGCAGACACACACCCAGCCCAUUACACAGAAACAAAGAGCCACUCUAUUGUGGUGAUCUAGUUUAAUUGAGAGAACACACAACAUAAUGAUGAUUCAUGAAAACAAAUGGCAGACAGAAUAAAACACUGUUAGACACAUACUAGGAAAUAUAGAUCUAGAACACGUGUUGGCUUAUAAACUGUAGAGAUGCUUUUGCUGACCAGUGCUGAAAUACACUUUUUUUCAAAUGUUGGUUACAGAUAUUUUCCUUUAUUUUACAUACAGAUGAAACAUUAUGGAGUCUUAACAGGCUAAUCUGCUGUUGGAAAAAUAACUUUCGGUAAAAAGAUGAGGGAUGGGGCUGGAUAAAUCAAACCGCUCUAAAAAUGUAUAGACCGAGCUAUGUAUGCAAGGACUGACCAUCCACGAUAUCACAAUUAUAGUUUUAAAAUAAAUCUUCAGGAUUGGUGGGUCCCCUGCGGGACGGUUGAGCUAAUGUAGGCUAUUGCGAUUAGCAUGGGGUUGUAAGUAACAAGAACAUUUCCCAGGACAUAGACAUAUCUGAUAUUGGCAGAAAGCUUAAAUUCAUGUUAUUCUAACUGUACUGUCCAAUUUACAGUUGCUAUUACAGUGAAAUAAUACCAUGCUAUUGUUUGAGAGUGCACAGUUUUGAACAUGAAAAGUUAUUAAUAAACAAAUUAGGCACAUUUGGACAAUCUUGACACAAAAGUUUGAACAGAAAUACAAUGGUUCAUUGGAUCAGUCUAAAACAUUGCACAUACACUGCUGCCAUCUAGUGGGGAAAAAAAUCUAAAUUGCACCUGGGCUGGAAUAAUACACUAUGGCCUUUCUCUUGCAUGAUCUUUUACCAGAUCUAAUGUGUUAUUGUCCUACAUUCUUUUCACAUUUCCACAAACUUCAAAGUGUUUCCUUUCAAAUGGUACCAAGAAUAUGCAUUUCCUUGCUUCAGGGCCUGAGCUACAGGCAGUUAGAUUUGGGUAUGUCAUUUAAUUAAGGUGAAAAUUGAAAAAAAGGGGGAGAUCCUUAAUAGGUUGUUUUGAGACUAUACAGUGUUUGUUUAUAUUUACAAACAUUGGAGUAGUAACUGCAGAUUGUCCCUUUUAAAAAGGGACAUUCCACCACUUUUCAACCUCAGUCAUUAUGUCUAUAAAUGAAAGGUUAUCAAACCCAUUCACAGGGUUGGUUAACUCUAGAGAUUCCUUUGGCUUUUAGAGUUAGGUAAAUCAGCCUUUAAUUUCCUUGCACCUUAAGUGUGGAAUGAUCUUACAUACAAUCCACUUCAAACUUGGAGGAAUUGAUACCUCUAGAGCAUUUCAGAUGGUUGUUCCGGAACCUUUUUACUGAAGAAUGUCUGUUUUUUUAUGAUUGUGUUUUUCUUUUUGUGUAUAAUAACAUUUAUUUAAUUGUUUUGUAGUUUAAUGUGUAUUGUUGUGCUAAACAGGGCUCAUCUGGAAAAGAGACCUCGGUUUUAACAUUGACUCCCUGUCAAAAGAAAGGUUAAGUAAAUUUAAAAAAAUACAAAUCUCCAGCACCAUACCAGUGUCUACAUAUGUGAAAACGGCUUGUUUCUACAUUCUGUAGGUAAAAUAAGAGGUCCUAAAAAAAGUGCAACUUGAUGACAGUAACUAGGUUCCACCCAAUCGGUGUGACAGAUUUUCAUGUGAAUAUUCAAAAAUAUGCAUAUAAAAAAAUAUGCACAUUUUCCCACCAGAUAUGUAUUUCCAUCAAAUGUACUUGUUGCGGAUAAAAGGCUGUGCAUGAUGACGUAGUGCACAUAAAAAUAACUUUUGCGGUUAAAUAUACAAGUUUAAAAAAAUACAAGUUAAAUGGGUUUCCAUUGCAUUUUCAACUCUACUGAUGCUUGUCACAAAACUGCUAGGUUAUAUCCGGUAUGUGCCCACUCUGGUCUUGACAGCCAAGCACUGAUCAUCAUAUCACAAGAAUAAGACUUGAUAUUUAAUAUAAAGGAGUGAAUUUCAUUACUUAUUUUAUCUGUAGCCUAAUAAAACUGCAUGAUUUCCUGAGACGUAGUGGGAUUACCACACAACAUAUUGCGUGACUCCAAAUUUACUUGAGAUAAUAUGGUUAUUCUAUCAAUAUUU